AAGACACAAUCUUACAAUUAGUCAGGGAAUCAUAUCACUUCUGUCACGACACGAAGAAACUACGACUAGAGAAAGAAUACCCUACGAAGCCAAGAUGAAAACAAUGUUUGCGGUAGUCCUCGCUACGGUCUUUCUGGCCUUUGUUUCUGCCACUCCACAAUGUCCAUCCAAUCAAGAUGAUGUUGUCUUAAUUCCGAAUCCAGUUGACUGCGCAUCCUAUUAUGCCUGCGACGGUGGCGUUGCAUACUUAAUGAAUUGCUCUGCCGGACUUCUCUUUAACCCCGAAUUACGAGUUUGCGAUUGGGCAGAGAAUGUAACCUGUUCCGUUACGCCUUCACCCAGCGCAGCACCAACUGAAGUACUUGAAAAUUCCAACGAAGAAUCCAGCGAAGAAUCCAGCGAAGAACCCAGCGAAGAACCCAGCGAAGAACCCAGCGAAGAACCCAGCGAAGAACCCAGCGAAGAACCCAGCGAAGAACCCAGCGAAGAACCCAGCGAAGAACCCAGCGAAGAACCCAGCGAAGAACCCAGCGAAGAGCCCAGCGAAGAACCCAGCGAAGAACCCAGCGAAGAGUCCGACGAAGUUAUCAAAAUGACCAAUGCAGAACCUUGCGCAGCAUCUAGCGAAUCCAGCGAAUCCAGCGAAUCCGGUGAAGGAUCUGAUGAACUACCUAUUUAUAAGUAAAGAAUCAGAAGUUUGAAGGUAUCUCGGACUUUACUGUAUAAAAUAUAUACAAUAUAUAUUUUAUACAAUAAUAUAUUGUUACUAUUUAUACGGGAUGUUUCAGAAUCACUCUUUUUGUCUAAAAUUGUCCGAUCUCAAAAUUCUGUACACACGUUUUGAGCUAUUGCACAUUAUUAUGUAUUAUAGUGAUCGAUAUCGUGCAUGAAAUAUAAUUAACCUAUUAUAAUCCUA
Molecule: messenger RNA, 916 nt
Organism: Bombus huntii
Lineage: Eukaryota; Metazoa; Arthropoda; Insecta; Hymenoptera; Apidae
Product: chondroitin proteoglycan-2-like
Exons: 2
Coding region: 95-685 (196 amino acids)
Cellular component (GO): extracellular region
Molecular function (GO): chitin binding
Source: RefSeq, a predicted model, not a curated record